AAACGGUUAAAAAUUUGAACUUCCCGCUUAAUUUUAAUGAAUACAAGUGGAAGUAGGAGUGGUCGCUUAAUGUUUUGCUUUUGCCAGUGAAUCAACCAUCAACACAGACAACAAGUGACCAAAAUUGUACAAAAAUGGGUGUGGAUAAAAAUGAAUAUCCAAAAGCAUCAAAACACCUCGUAAACGGAUCGAUUUUAACCUAUAUAGGUGGAAUGUUUUUGAUUAUAUCUUUUUGCAGCCCUUAUUGGGUGCAAUCAUUCGAAUAUACGAACUCCGAAUUUAAGCACAUGGGUUUAUGGGAAUAUUGUUUUGAAAAUUUCCGUUACCCUUAUGACCAGUUUAAUAAGGUGUUUACAGGUUGCUACCAUGUUUUUAGCGAGGAAUACUUUUUGAUUCGAGAAUGGAUUUUACCACCUUGGUUAAUGGCAGUUCAAGCAUUUGUAACUAUGUCUUUUUUAUUAAGCUUUGGGGCCCAAACUAUUAUGGCAUUACAAUUAUGUAGAUGGCCCUUAGAUUUUGUACUACAAUAUGAAUGGAUUUUAUCAGCUAUUGAUUUUAUUAGUUGUACUGCUACAACUGUUUUUAUGUUUUUUGCUGUGAUGGUAUUUGGGUGUUCACAUACCCGAAGAGAUUGGUUGAUGUACCCAAAUUAUAACUAUUUGAGUUGGUCAUAUGGUUUUGCAGUACUCUCAUUCUUUUUCCAUGGAUUUGCUGCUUUGUACCUUUAUAAAGAGGCAAAAUUAAGCUAUGAAUUAAGAGAGAAGUCAAGGAAUCUUAUCACCCAAAUGGAUCAUCAAAAUGUACAAAAUGUUCAUGGAUAUUAUUAAAACAACAUGUUUUAUGCACAUAUAAUUAUUUGAUCAAGUAUUUUUAUUUUAGAUUUUUUUUAUGUUUGCGUUUAUUUUUUAUACUUAAAUGUUAUUAAGAAAUAUUCCGUCCUGGGAGAAUCUCAAUUUGUUUUAUAAUGUUGAAAUUAAAUUUUUGCAUUUUCUCUAGAAUUUUUAGCCUUAGAAUUGACAUUACAUCGAAUGAUUAGUAAUUAUCACGAGUUGUGACUUGUUGUGGCCUUACCCACUUACAAAAUAAUUGCUGUUUUUUUAUUGUACGUCUAUAUUUUUGUAUAAUAAGAUGUUUUAUUCAAAAUUUUAAUAGAUUUUGAAACCUA
This is a messenger RNA of Onthophagus taurus, 1165 nucleotides long. It is a transcript of the gene pck, whose product is annotated as Claudin superfamily protein pickel. NCBI's taxonomy places the organism in Eukaryota, Metazoa, Arthropoda, Insecta, Coleoptera, Scarabaeidae. Gene Ontology annotation, cellular component: septate junction; membrane. The record is from RefSeq and is a predicted model, not a curated record. Gene Ontology annotation, biological process: regulation of tube size, open tracheal system; septate junction assembly.